CGGAGGCGGGCGGAGCGGAGCGGUGGGGCUGGGCCUGUUCGCAUCCCCCCGCGUCCCCCCGGCUCCGCCUCGCCAGGGAGCGGGGACCUGCCCAGCGACACCGGCAACUGGCAGCCCCGGAACCACCGGAGCCGCCACCGGAGCCGCCACCGGAGCCGCCCGGCCGGUCCCGCCGCCGAUGGCCCCGUGCCGCCGCCUCCAAGGAGGAAGGUGCUGAGCGGCUGCUGUGGGGUUGGCUGCCCAGGGGCUCAGCAGGAGGAUGCCAGCCUGCUCAGAGCCCCCCGUGCCCGUGGCCGUGCCGAUGUGACCGACAGCUGAGCGGGAUCUGCGGUGCCCAGCUGGGCACAGGGAGCACAGCGGCUCGUGGCCCCCCCACGUGGGCCCUGGCCACCCGAAGAUGAGCGAUGGUGGGUGGAUCUCGCUCAGCCCCGCCGAGUUCGCCCAGCUCCAGCAGUACACAGACUACUCCACCAAGAAGCUGAAGGAUGUCCUGGAGGAGUUCCACGGCGACGGCGUCCUCUCGAGGUACAACCCCGAACAGCCCAUCGACUACGAGGGCUUUUGCCUCUUCAUGAAGACCUACCUGGAGGCGGACGUGCCCGAAGAGCUUUGCCAACACCUCUUCACCUCCUUCAAGCGGAAGAUAUGCCAGGCCUCCCCCGAGACGCAGCGCCAGAGCCCUGGCGUCCCGCAGCUCCAUGCCCGCGGGAUCAAUGGGAAAACGCUCCUGAGUGCCCUGGGACGACACACUCCUGAGCCCAAGAGCUGCCCCAGCAGAGUGGCUGAGCCGCAGCCAGCGUCCCUCACACCAGCAUCCAUCCCCAAUGCCUCCCCAAGCUGGUCCAGGUCAUCCUCCCAGAAGUCCACCGCUGGCACCCCUUCUGCUCACAACUCCUCGGGCUCUUCCAAGAUCUCGUCCGGAUCCCUGCUCAGCCCUCAGUCACCAGGCACAAAGAUAGUGGAGAAACGGUUGCCCUUCAGCCUGCGGAAGAACCACAGCUCCCUGAAAGCUGCUCCACCACCGCCCCCCACCCCCCUGGCCCAGGUGGUCCAUCUGAAGGACAUCGUCUGCUACCUGUCCCUGCUGGAGAGGGGACGUGCCGAGGACAAGCUGGAGUUUAUGUUUCGCCUCUACGAUACUGAUGGAAAUGGCCUCCUGGACAGUUCAGAGCUGGAUCGGAUCAUCAACCAGAUGGUGCAUGUGGCCGAGUACCUGGAGUGGGACUCCACUGAGCUAAAACCUAUCUUGAAGGCGAUGAUGGAGGAGAUCGACUAUGACCACGAUGGGACCGUGACGCUGGAGGAGUGGAUCCGGGGUGGCAUGACCACCAUCCCCUUGCUGGUGCUACUGGGGAUGGAGACGAACGUGAAGGAUGAUGGGCAACACGCCUGGAGGCUGAAGCACUUCAAGAAACCUGCCUACUGCAACUUCUGCCGCACCAUGCUGCUCGGGGUGCGCAAGCAGGGCCUCUGCUGCUCCUUCUGCAAGUACACUGUCCAUGAGAGGUGCGUGUCCAAAGAAAUCGCCUCCUGCAUCAGCACCUACGUGAAAUCCAAGAGAAACAUGAGUGUGAUGCAGCACACCUGGAUCGAGGGCAAUUCCCCUGUCAAAUGUGACAGGUGCCACAAAAGCAUCAAGUGCUACCAGGGCAUCACUGGCCUGCACUGUGUCUGGUGCCAAGUCACCCUCCACAACAAAUGUGCCUCCCACGUGAAGCCAGAGUGCGACGGGGGCCCACUGCGGGACCACAUCUUGCUACCUUCCUACAUCUGUCCCAUUGUCCUGGACAGGCAGUCCCACUGCCGGAGAUCAGAGAGUGACUCCCCUGCCAGCACCAGCCCCGAGGACAACCAGGCCUUCAAGUUCAACUCCACCACUGUGGAUGGGCAAGGUCUGCAGAUCAGCCCUCGGCCCGGGACGCAUCCUCUCCUGGUGCUUGUGAACCCCAAGAGCGGAGGACGGCAAGGGGAGCGAGUCCUUCGGAAAUUUCACUACCUGCUCAACCCACGCCAAGUGUACAACCUGGACCGCGGCGGGCCCGCGCCGGGGCUGAGCUUCUUUCGGGACACUCCGGAUUUCCGCAUCCUGGCCUGCGGAGGGGAUGGCACGGUGGGCUGGAUCCUGGACUGCAUAGACAAGGCCAACUUGGUGAAGCACCCGCCGGUGGCUGUCCUGCCCCUGGGAACAGGCAACGACCUGGCCCGGUGCCUGCGCUGGGGAGGAGGCUAUGAAGGAGGCAACCUGAUGAAGGUCCUGAAAGACAUCGAGCACAGCACGGAGGUGAUGCUGGACCGCUGGCAGAUAGAUGUUGUUCCCAGUGACAGAGAGGCCAACGGAGACCCUGUCCCAUCCACCAUCAUCAACAACUACUUCUCCAUUGGGGUGGACGCCUCCAUCGCCCACCGCUUCCACGUCAUGCGAGAAAAGCACCCCGAGAAAUUCAACAGCAGGAUGAAGAACAAACUGUGGUACUUCGAAUUUGGGACAUCGGAGACCUUUGCGGCCACCUGCAAGAAGCUCCAUGACUACGUGGAGGUGGAGUGCGACGGGACCCUGCUCGACCUGAGCAAUGCGUCCCUGGAGGGCAUCGCCGUCCUCAACAUCCCCAGCAUGUACGGUGGUUCCAACCUCUGGGGCGAGACCAAGAAACAGCGCGGUUACAACCGCCUGGGCAAGAAAGCACCGGAGAAGCUGCCCGCCACGGUGGUCACCGACGCCAAGGAGCUCAAGUUCUGCGUGCAGGACCUCAGUGACCAACUCCUGGAGGUGGUGGGUCUGGAGGGCGCGAUGGAGAUGGGGCAGAUCUACACGGGGCUGAAGAGCGCUGGGAAGAGACUGGCGCAGUGUUCAUCCGUCACCAUCAGGACAUCCAAGCUGCUGCCCAUGCAGGUGGACGGGGAGCCCUGGAUGCAGCCGGCCUGCACCGUCAGAAUUACACAUAAAAGCCAAGUGCCAAUGCUGCUGGGCCCCCCACAGAAGAGCAGCUUCUUUUUCCUGAAGAGGAGAAACCGAACUCGAGAUUAAGCAGCGUGCAAGGAGCCCAGAGGCACCCAGCAUCCUGUCCCUUUGCAGAGGGUCCCCAAAUCCCUCAGUGGGGAGAAAAAACACCCCCUGAGCCAGGCAGGGAUGAUUUGUCCUGGGAAGGUCUUAGAGGCUCCUUCCCAACCACCGCAAGCAUCUUCUCCAGCUGGGAUGGAAGCGUUGGGCGAAGGCAGGCUGACACACAGGGAACCAUUUGCUGGAGCAGAGCUAGGACUACUGUUUUUUUUUCCCCUUUAUUUAAAUAAUCCCCCCCCCCGCCUCGGCAAUGCUGCAAACAAACGUGCUCCUGAGAAAAUGCCAAGCUUCACUUAUUUAUUUUUAAACCUCUUGAAGGACACUUGAUGUUUUGUUGCACUGGCUUUGUGUCCACCACCCCCUUGCACCUUGGAGAAGUGAUUUAUUUUCUUAGCACAGAGGAGGUGCUCUCCGCCGUGCCUUCCCGUGGGUUUGAACCAGAUGCAAAGACACUGCCGCUCGGGGGAGCCAUGAGGUGUGGGACGGGCUGGGGACAUGUGGUGCUUCGGCCACAAGGACAAGCGUGGGGUGGACAGGAGGAGACUGUGUUUUGAUGUGGAAACAGAUAAAAAAGAGAUUUUAGCAGGGAGCUGCCGACCCUGGGACGCCCCUGUGCCCCGGCUCCGGGCUUCUUAUUCAUAUUUAUGUAUUUAUUUAGCAAACUUUGGGGGGACUUUGGGGGUCACCUUCUUUUUUUGAACUUGGGUUGGACACAAACGCCACCUCCAUUCUCUGCUGGUUGUCCUCCCGCCUGCACCCACGGCGCCUCCAUCCAUGUGGACUUUCCUUUCUCCUAAAGCCUGCCAGACUGUGCCAGGGGCUGGGGACCCUGGGGACAGACAUCCAGAAGCUCUUUUCACUUGGAAGUGUCCCCCUCACCUUUUUACCCGGCUCCUCCUGUGCUCCAGCAGCCCGAUGCUUUCCUCGCAACGACUGACACUGCCUCUGAUGCCCCCAGAUGGCUGCGGGGAGCGGGGGGAGCUGACAGCCAUGUCUCCCCCCAGCCCACCCCAAAGCCCAGGAGCUUCGCAGACGCUGCUGCCGGCACUGCCGCCUGGCUGCUCCUCUUCUCCUCGCCCAGCCGACUGCUGGAGCCUGCCCAGGAUGCAACGGCAAGUUUGGUGGCCUCACCCAUGCGUCCCCAACCAGCCGUAUGGGAACAGACCACGGGACGCAGCUUCACCCUGGGAUGAGACGGGGACCAGUAAAUGGCCGCCUGCCUGGAGGAGGCAGUGGGGCUGGAUGUGUUCUUGCUCCACGGCGCUCCUGGGGGCCCAUGGAAAGGGCCGCUGGUUGCUUCUGCAGGCGCCCACUGCCUCCUGCCGUGGCCCUGCGUGGGGGCACGUCCAGCUCCCGAAUCAGCCCCUGCUCCCAGGCAGCUCCCCUGUGUCACUGGGAGCGGUGUGUGCCUCGUGGAUGUUGCUGCAGGCUGGAAAACCACUGCUUGUCCCUGCUUUGCCCCUGCUGCAGGAACCCCCAUCUGGGACAAGCCACCCUGCCCUCCCCAGUGACCCAGAACCUAGUCCCUGUUCAUGCUGUAGGUCCCCAUUCAAUAGCAUCACCCCAGCGGUGCAGAGAGUGCUGCUGUCAUUAUGUUUCAGAGUGAACAGUGAGUCGUUUGUCACCCUCCCCAGGCAGGGACAGUGCUGUUGUGCCCACAGCCAAGCUGUAGCUGUGGGCUGGCUCUGCAACAUGGGAGGAGGCAGCGGGUCCCCAGGGGAGCCCAGCCGGGCUCCAGACCCCCAGGCCCCCUCAAGGACCCGUCCAGAAGGCGCAGAGGUCACCACAGUUCAGCAGAGCUGUGACCUGCGCACACGGGCACCCACCAUAUGUAUCUCCACCCUCCUCCUCCUCAUCACCCCGGGCCUCUGUUAAUGAGUAGCCAGGUGAAAGUGUAGGGGAGUGAAGCCAAAUAACCGCUGGGUGUCACAGACGGGUUCUGUGCCUCACAGCUCCUGCGCUUGGGGAGGGCAAAAGAAAAACUUCAGCCAUCUCCCGAGCUUUGCUGGCAGGCAGGUGCUGGGCUUGGUCUGUGGGAUGACAACGAACAAGGUCAGCAGCAGGUUUAACUCUGUUUCCCUGCCUGAUCGGCCUCCACCCGGAGUUUUAUCCCAGGGCUCUGAUGAGAAAGUGCCUGUGUGGAGUCAGCAGCAGUUUUCCCCACAGGCCUGGUCAUGGUUUGCUGGGCUCCAAGCAAAGAGCAGCACACGGGGCUCUGCUGUGCUUUGCCAUCGGUGGUGGUGGAGCUGGGGGAAGCAACUGGGCACUGUGCCCAUUCCCACAGCCAUGGGUCCGGCAGCGUGCCGGGGUGAGGAGCACUCGUUGGAGCUCCAGGCCAGGGGGGAGCACUCAGACGUGUCCUGCAGAGCCACCAGCCUGGGCCAGCGGGACCAUGACAGACCAGCAGCAGGCUGCCAAGAGCGGUGGGCUCCAACAGAGACAUUCCCUUCUGAUGAUCAGUGAGAUGGUCCCUGCCACCUCCCCCUGGGGACACAGCUUCCACCCGCUCCUGCAGUGCCAAAGCCACAGUUCAAUGGGCCUGGCAGCUAAUGACCUCCUCAGUACAAUGGUGCAAAGGUCUCCAGCCCAGGAGUGGACCUGCAGGGGUUGGGACACCGGCCCAGCUGUCCCCAGCUCCCCGGAGGAGUACACCAUGCAGCCAAGGGGCACUCAAGGCUCUGACACCCCUCGUCCCCCUUGCUGUCUCUUGCUUCAGCCCAUUGGUCCCCUAAAGGCUGCGGGAUGGACCGGGAGCCCCCAAACACCUCCCUCCAGCUGCAGGCACCAGUAUGGGUGCCCAAGCACCCUGCUGAGCCAGCACUGUGCUGCGGGACCCCCAAAAGCUGGGGAAUCCCAUCCCCAGGGGAUCCCCAGCCCAGUGCCGGCUCCAGCCCCGCUCCCCACCGUGUGCGUCGCCGUGGUUGCCUGCAUGGAAAUGGCAAUGUCCGUAGCGUAGCGCGUGUUGCCGUGUACACCCGGGCUGCUGUGGGCUUGCCUCAAAUAAAGAUGGUGAUUAAAUA
Columba livia (rock pigeon) is the source of this 6078-nucleotide messenger RNA. RefSeq names its product diacylglycerol kinase gamma. Gene Ontology annotation, molecular function: ATP-dependent diacylglycerol kinase activity; calcium ion binding. Gene Ontology annotation, cellular component: plasma membrane. The transcript is spliced from 25 exons. The record is from RefSeq and is a predicted model, not a curated record. Lineage: Eukaryota; Metazoa; Chordata; Aves; Columbiformes; Columbidae. The coding region runs from base 398 to 3025 and encodes 875 amino acids. Gene Ontology annotation, biological process: lipid phosphorylation; diacylglycerol metabolic process; intracellular signal transduction.